Cuscuta epithymum is the source of this 706-nucleotide messenger RNA. Lineage: Eukaryota; Viridiplantae; Streptophyta; Magnoliopsida; Solanales; Convolvulaceae. The record is from the annotation of a GenBank genome assembly.
UAGACUAUUCCAUUAUUCCUCCUCUACCUCUUCCAUCUCCCUCUGCAUAUUCAUUCAUAUUUGUGUGUGUAUAUAUACUACCUACCUCAGCUCAGUAGCUCACAAAAACGUACCACCAACUCCGAUCCAUAAAUCAAUCUCUAGUAUAAAAAAAGGUAAUUAAGGAAAUGGGGAGGGGGAGGAUUGAGAUAAAGAGGAUAGAGAACUCAAGUAACAGGCAUGUGACUUUCUCCAAGAGGAGAAAUGGGAUGCUCAAGAAAGCUAAGGAAAUCAGCGUUCUUUGCGACGCUCGUGUUUCCGUCGUCAUCUUCGGCAGCUCUGGCAAGAUGCAUGAGUUCUCCAGCUCCCCGGUUGUUGAUAUUCUGGAUCAAUACCACAAACUCACUGGAAAAAGACUGUGGGAUGCAAAGCAUGAGGAUUUGGAGAACGAAAUCAAUAGAGUCAAGAAAGAGAAUGACAACAUGCAAGUUGAGCUAAGGCACCUGAAGGGAGAAGAUAUCUCAUCCCUGAGCUACAGAGAGCUUAUGUUUUUGGAGGAUUCCCUUCAGAAUGGGCAAAGGAUCAUCUCUGAUAAACAGAUGGAGGUUUGGAGGAACAUUACAAAACGGGUAAGUGCCCAUCAAAAUAGUUCAUCUUAUUUUGAUCACUGCUAUUUAUUUUCCUUUGAAGUACACAUACAUACACAUCCUGAAUAUACUAGUAAUUA